This is a messenger RNA of Lindgomyces ingoldianus, 1284 nucleotides long. RefSeq lists its product as uncharacterized. NCBI's taxonomy places the organism in Eukaryota, Fungi, Ascomycota, Dothideomycetes, Pleosporales, Lindgomycetaceae. Bases 194 to 1045 code for a protein of 283 amino acids. The transcript is spliced from 3 exons. The record is from RefSeq and is a predicted model, not a curated record.
CGCCUGCCAUGGCUAGCCGUGGCGAGGAAGGUUUAUCUAGGGCCGGCUGACUGCCUUCAUAACUUAUCUUUCUCAUUCACUCACCUUUCUCCUGUCUUGUCACCCCCCUCUGCACCACCGAAGUCUCCUGUACCAAUUGCAUAUCGGACGGACUGGCCUUGGCCUUAGCAUAAACUGGCUAAGAGACAAGAGCAUGGCACUGUUUAACUGGCUAGGAACCAAGUUGCCGGCACUCAUGCGGCCUUUGCUGCUGCUGAGCUUGGCCAGCUACCACUUCUUCAUAACAGUCUUCGAAGUCAUCUUCGUCGAACAAUCCCUAGGCCAGCUCUUUAACCUCACCAAGCUCCGCUACAAAGCCUUCGCUCGACUCUGGACUCGCAAUGGAGAGGCAAUGUCUCAAGAAAUGCCUGGGCCUCUCGACGCCCUCCUCCAAAAAUGCUCCGGCGUCGUCCUUGACAUCGGGCCCGGCUCCGGCGAAAUCCUCCCCCGCUUCAACGCGUCCAAAAUCCACACCAUGUACGGUGCUGAGCCCGCCGUAGACCUGCAUCCAGGGCUCCUCCGCAACGCACAGAAAGCAGGGUUUGGGGGCAAAUUCCAUGCGCUGCUGUGUGGCGGCGAGCCAGAGAGUCUGAUCCCCGCGCUGCAUAAGUCUGGGGUUCUGGGACGAAGCGGAACGAGAGGCACGGCGGAAAACGGCGUCUUUGAUGAUAUAUGCUGUGUCCGAGUUCUCUGCGGUGUUCCACAUCCAAAAGAGACAAUUAAGGGAUUGUACGAGUUGUUGAAGCCAGGCGGCCGCAUGGUCAUCUGUGAGCAUGUCGUCAACCCGUGGAGAAGUGAGGGUAGCAUAUUGGCCAGACUCGCACAGUUCGUGUAUACGGCCAUGGGAUGGCCAUUUUUUAUGGGCGGUUGCGAGCUACAGAGGCGUACGCCUGAGUACUUGCGAGAGGCGGCCGGGAAGGAAGGGUGGGCUCAGUUCCAGCUCGAGUAUGUGGAUCCGAAGGUUGCGGUUCCCUUCGUGAUCGGCGAAUUAAGGAAAAGAGGCUAGGCUUUGGGAAGCUAAAGAACGGCUCUGACAAGGUGAGCCACAAGCGGGAAGCGGUGGUGUGUGGUAGAAGCGGUUGUAUGAUAUGUGGUGUGAGUAAUUUCACGGAAACGGGGUCACAGCUUGUUAAAAAGCGUAUGUAGGUGGGGUGGAUGCCAAAACGAUCAAUGUAGAUGCAUUUGAAAGGGCAACUCACUCCAGUUACGAACUUUGUACUCAACUCAAACGAUUAUAUCCCACCC